CGUACUAGUGCAGCACGAGCCGAGCGAGAGGAAAAGACAGACGGUUCACACGCAGCAGCCAAAGCUGAUCAAUUCGCUCAGGGAAUAAAUAUCUACAAAUCGCGCGGCUCUUUCUUCAUAUAAAAGGAAUACCACUUGAUCGUGGACGCAUGUGAGCGCGCACAUGCUUAUUUGGGACUUACAUACCAUGGUUCUUCUGACACAAGUGCGGCUGUCUGUGCUUGUGCUCCUCUGACCAUAGAGAGGGUCUUUGGAUCUUCUCGAGAAGGCUGCUAGUUCUUGUUAUUUCUUAUUUUCUUCCAUUGACGAUAAACGAAACAUUUCUGGAAAUAUUCUCCGGAUGGUGACCCCGGACUGGACUACCUGUUUUCAGCUGCUCCGCUCCAUGCGAGGGAAAGGGACUGGGAGACUUGAGCGCAUUGCAUUCUUUCUGGUUUAACCAGGCACGUUGGAGCUCACAUAAAAGGGACACAGGGCUCAUAGAUUUACACAUUUUACGAAAAGGAGAGGUCUUUCCACUAAACACUUAUCCGUACGCCUUUUGGUGCAUGGGAGGUAUAUAGUUCCAGUGGGUUUUGACACCGCUGGGACCAGGACUUGGACUGGGACGGGUCUGGGUGCGUGGAGCGUCGGAUCACCCAGGAUUGUAUUCCCUCCUCUCUCUCGUGGGUUUAUUUACAUGUCCGACCUGAACCCUUUAUGACAAUGGAUUACUUUCUGCUUUUAUGCAGCCUCUUGCUGCCUGUGGUGUCCGCCGUUGAAGAGACGCUCAUGGACACGAAGUGGGCCACGACAGAAUUAGCCUGGACUGCACACCCUGAGACCGGGUGGGAAGAGGUGAGUGGCUACGAUGACGCCAUGAACCCCAUCCGGACUUACCAAGUCUGCAAUGUACGUGAGCUGAACCAGAAUAACUGGCUACGCAGUGACUUCAUCCCACGAAAGGAUGUACUACGUGUGUAUGUGGAGAUGAAAUUCACAGUACGUGAUUGCAACAGCAUUCCAAACAUCCCAGGUUCCUGCAAAGAGACCUUCAAUCUGUUCUACUAUGAGUCGGACUCAGAUUCAGCCACAGCCACCAGUCCAUUCUGGAUGGAGAACCCUUAUGUGAAGGUGGACACUAUUGCCCCCGAUGAGAGCUUUUCCAUGCUCGAGUCUGGAAGGGUAAACACAAAAGUCAGAAGUUUUGGGCCGUUGUCCAAAGCUGGUUUCUACUUGGCCUUCCAGGACCUUGGUGCUUGCAUGUCCCUUAUCUCAGUGAGAGUCUUUUAUAAGAAGUGCUCUACCACCAUUGCCAACUUUGCUGUUUUCCCAGAGACAGCAACUGGGGCUGAGGCAACGUCCUUGGUUAUAGCACCUGGAACUUGUGUCCCCAAUGCUGUGGAGGUGUCAGUUCCACUGAAGCUUUAUUGCAACGGAGAUGGCGAGUGGAUGGUUCCCGUAGGAGCCUGCACAUGCUCAGCGGGUUUUGAACCAGCCAUGAAAGAUACCCAAUGUCAAGCUUGCAGCCCUGGAACCUUCAAGUCCAAACAGGGAGAUAGCUUCUGCUUACCAUGUCCAGCAAACAGCCGUGCCAGCUCAGGGGCAUCUAGCGUCUGCUCCUGUCGAAAUGGUUACUACCGCUCGGACACUGAUUCUCCAGACUCUCCAUGCACUACCGUUCCCUCCGCACCGCGCAGUGUCAUCUCCAGCGUGAAUGAAACCUCUCUCGUACUGGAAUGGAGCGACCCGCGUGACUUGGGCGGCCGUGAAGACAUCUUCUACAAUGUCAUCUGUAAGAAGUGCCUGCCCGAGCGGGGGAUGUGCUCACGGUGCGAUGACAAUGUGGACAUCUCGCCACGCCACCUGGGCCUGACCCAGCGCAGAGUGGCCGUCCGUAACCUACAAGCCCACACGCAGUACAGCUUUGAGAUUCAAGCAGUCAACGGCGUCUCCAACAAGAGCCCUUACACACCCCAGUUCUCGACUGUGAACAUCACCACAAAUCAGGCUGCUCCAUCUGCAGUGCCCACAGUUCACCUGAUGGCAGCCACAGCAAGCACCAUGAGCCUGUCCUGGCUGCCCCCAGAGAAACCCAACGGAAUCAUUCUGGAUUAUGAGAUUAAGUACCAUGAGAAGGUAAGCGGCAAUGAUCAGGGUGAGGCCAUCGCUCAUACCAUGACUGCCCAACGGAGCAAUGCCCGCAUUGAGGGUCUCAAGGCUGGAACACCUUAUGUGGUGCAAGUCCGGGCUAGAACAGUGGCUGGUUAUGGCCGUUACAGCAGCCCAGCAGACUUCAGCACCAACCUGCAAACUGAUCCUCCAAAGCCAUGGCAGGAGCAGCUACCACUUAUCGUUGGAUCGGCCACCACCAUCUUAGUAUUCAUCAUUGCAGUUGUGGUCAUCGCUAUUGUCUGCCUCAGAAAGCAGAGAAACGGUUCAGAGUCUGAGUACACAGAGAAACUGCAGCAGUACAAAUCCCCUAUAGUAACGCCGGGAAUGAAGGUCUACAUUGACCCCUUCACCUACGAGGACCCCAAUGAGGCGGUGCGCGAGUUCGCCAAGGAGAUAGACGUUUCCUGCGUGAAGAUCGAGGAGGUCAUUGGCGCAGGUAACCCACCAAAGCUCCUGAGCUACAGGGGGAAGGCUGCUAGUCACCUCCAGGCCAUACCGUUAGAGGACUUCACACCAAGCGGAGAGUUUGGCGAGGUGUGCCGCGGUCGCCUAAAGCUGCCUGGGCGCCGAGAGAUCAUCGUUGCUAUCAAGACUCUCAAGGUGGGCUACACUGACCGGCAGAGGCGAGACUUCCUGUCUGAGGCUUCCAUCAUGGGCCAGUUUGAUCACCCCAACAUCAUCCGUCUGGAAGGUGUGGUCACCAAGAGUCGGCCGGUGAUGAUUGUGACUGAGUUCAUGGAGAAUGGAGCGCUGGACUCUUUCUUAAGGCUCAAUGACGGGCAGUUCACAGUGAUCCAGCUGGUUGGCAUGUUGCGUGGUAUCGCAGCAGGCAUGAAGUAUCUGUCAGACAUGAACUACGUGCACAGAGACUUGGCUGCCCGAAACAUCUUAGUCAACAGUAAUCUGGUGUGUAAGGUGUCUGACUUCGGCCUGUCGCGUUUCCUCGAGGAUGACGCAACAGACCCCACUUACACCAGCUCCCUGGGAGGAAAGAUCCCCAUUCGCUGGACGGCUCCCGAGGCGAUUGCCUACAGGAAGUUCACCUCAGCCAGCGACGUGUGGAGCUACGGCAUUGUCAUGUGGGAAGUAAUGUCGUACGGCGAGCGGCCGUACUGGGACAUGAGCAAUCAAGAUGUUAUAAAUGCUGUGGAGCAGGACUAUCGACUGCCCCCACCCAUGGACUGCCCAACGGCCCUGCAUCAGCUCAUGUUGGACUGCUGGGUGAAAGAGAGGAACCUGCGACCCAAAUUCACCCAGAUUGUGGCCACGCUGGAUAAGCUUAUUCGUAAUGCUGCCAGCCUCAAGGUGGUCACCAACAGCGCACAGUCCACUGGGGUAUCCCAGCCCUUGCUUGACCGCUGUGUGCCAGACUAUACCACUUUCACCACUGUGGGGGACUGGCUGGAUGCCAUCAAGAUGAGCCGCUACCGUGACAACUUCGUCAACGCUGGAUUUGCUUCCUUUGACCUGGUGGCCCAGAUGACGGCAGAGGACUUGCUGCGGAUAGGGGUGACGCUGGCCGGCCAUCAGAAGAAGAUUCUUGGUAGCAUUCAGGACAUGAGACUACAGAUGAACCAAACACUUCCUGUCCAGGUGUGAGCGGCUGGACACACACACUGAUGCAGUUGAAAAAAGGACAGCCAGACAGGAAAAAAAGGGGGGGAGAGGAACAGUGCAAGAGAGAGCCAUUGGAAAACCCUAGCUGCCUGACCCCCAACUCUGCCAAUUAGACGCUUCGAAACUGGCUUGCAGUGCCUCUGACUUGUAUUUUUCUUUAUGUCACUACCACUUCCAUUUUUCCUCUGCUUUUUUUUUUUAUAAUUCAGCAUUGUUUCUUUUACCAUCCAAUCAGAUUUUGUGUGUUUUUGAAAGAAGAAGAAGAAGAAGAGGAGUUAACCCCCCCUUUAUAUCCCAUGCGUGCCUCACCAGCUCUGGUGUGGGUUGACGUUUGCAUGCAUGUGUGUUUUUAGUGAGGUUGGCCUUAGCCCUGUAACUGAAGUGACACACUUCUAUCCUCGUGCUAGAGUCCCUCCCCUACACCUCUCUACCCAGCUUUGAUGGACAAAGUCAAGAAUAGACAUCCUGCUGUGAAAAAGUGGAUAAACAAAAAAAAAAAAAAAAGGACGGUGUCUUGGACCCACAGGAAAAAAGAGGACGAUUCUUUCCCUGAUAUCUUACUGUGCACACGUGUGUCGUUCUCCAUCUUCAUAUUGAAGGUGUGUUAUCUUUAAGGGCACUUGCUGGAGAAAGGGGGAGGCGGUGGAGGAGGAAAAAUGAUCAUCAGGAGGGUGACAGAGGUCAGAAAGGUCAAAAGAGGGCAGCCACAUUUUUGGACACUUGUUUUGUGCUGCAGAGUCCUCAAAAGGUCACCAGACCUCUUCACCCUGACCUGACCAAGGAUCGUUUCACAGCUUGGGUUCACCUGCUCAUCAACUGUGUGUUACACAUAAAAAAAAAAAAAAAAGUUUGAUUUCUGUUUGUCCACACAGCAUUUUUUUCCCCCUUCAUUUUUAAGCUUUUCUUACACAUAUUUGGGAGAUAUUGUGGUCUGAACAUGGCCGGUCAUAUCUGAGAAGCCCCCACCCCCCCACCCCACCCCCCACUGGACACUUUCUGUGAUGAAGUGGAAACAAGGACUGUGGCAACACUAGAGAAAGACCACUUGGCCUUUACGCGUGUUUUUUUUUGUACGUGUGUGUGUGCGUGCGUGCGCAUGUGUGAGUAUAUGUGUGAUUAGGUGUGCUUGGAAGUGCGGGUGUCAAGUUGCACACGAGUAUACUGUACAAUACGGCUUCCGCUAUUUGCCACCGUGGAGAGUUAACGCAUGAACUGAACAGUGACAAGGAGCAAAUAUAUCUGAAACAAUUACGCUAUAUUCUGUGGACAACUGUUAAACCUUUUUUAUUGAAUCCAAAAAAUGAACUUUGGAAGAACCUACAUAUAUAUAUAAAAUUAUAUAUAUAUGCUUCAUGCAGAAACAGAGACACCUUGACGGACACCUUACUUUCUACUUACUAUUAUCUGGAUUUAGAAAUAAUGCAUUUUCUUGGUUUAAUUUUUUGACAACCUGCCCAAUGUAUUUAUUUGUACCUCACCUGUUAACCCCCAUCCAGCCCCCCCUCACCCCACCAAAACCCAGAUGGACUGUAGGCCAUAUGGGGGAAAUGGACUUGGAACAAUCAGAGGGAAGAGAAGCUCUCAAGAGGAUUUGCCCAAUAAAUUGAUAAUUAUUAAACAAAAAGAAAUUGCAUAUUAAUUGGAUAUUGUAUUUUUGUUGUUGUUCUAAACAGCCUGUACAUGUUUUGUAACAAAAAUAUCAUAAAUAACAAAAGAAAAAAAUGGUGUUUUGACAAAAAUGGAAGUACUGUUGUGAAAUGUUUGAUUCAGAGUGAAAUUAACAGAAAGCAAAGAAAGAGGCGAGAGAAAGGAAGGAAGUUAGGAGGUGUAGAAGAAGAUAUUUACAUCACUCAUGGUUUAAAUUUUGGUAUUGACGUGUUGCCAUUUUGCCCUCCGUCCAUUGCUGUUUGAGUGUACGUGUAGGUGUGUCCAAUUGUCUGUGCGUGCGUGCCACCUGAAACGACUAUUAAGCUUCCAAAUCCAUUCUCAUUCUAAACAAACAUAGCAUUUGUGAGGCCCUGAGCUGUCACAAAUUGUCUUCCAGUACAUUGCAUUCAACUUUAAACUUCCUGCUAACCACCAAAAUGCAUCUCCCUGGUUUACCAUACAUUUUUUGUAAGUAUUUACCAUCACAUCCAACAAUAGAAUCCUCCCAACCCAUCCUACAUAGGACUGUUAAGGAGCCAUUAGGUGGAAGGUCCAUGAAUGAUGUAGCCUACCUGCCAAUCAUUUCAAUCACAUACGAUGUGGCUCCCUCAUCAGAGAAUCAGACCUGUCAGAAGAGGAAACAUAUUGGUCUGGUCUUUUUUUCUGUCAGGUUGAUUAAUGCAGCAGCCAAUCUGGCAUUGGGAGGAUACGCGCAUGCAGCGAGUGCAGACAUACGGCGUGCUGACCUAUCAUUAUCUCUCUUCAUUUCCUGUCUGGCCUGCAAUCAUCCUGUCUCAGCUCGGGCUGCUGCAUGAUUAGUACAGUGCAGGAUCAACAGCCGCGGCACGCUGACAGACACACAAAAUCUGCAGGCCCCCUCGUCCUAAAUGAUCGCAGCUGCAUCACGGAGACCAGACUCUUUAGGCUUCUCUCUGAGGGGUGUUUGAAGGUAGCGGAUUAAAAGAUGAGGCUGUGAGCUUCCAGUGAGACUCCAUAUUGUUUGGGUUGGAGCUGAUCAAUGCAAUAUGUGAAAUAUGAUUAAGUUAGGUGUGUAAUGACAGUGUGGUGUUUGUGUCUUCCCAUAUUACUUUAUAGUCAGCCUCUCUUUAAGUCCCUUCAAAAGUCAUGGAGGAUAUUAUGCAAACCCACAAUGUGUUCCCCACUUUGUAAUAUUUCAUCUUAUUCAACAUACAGACUUUAUCACUCCUCCUAGAACACUCCAUAAAGGUCUUACUAACCUGCAACAGUUGUAGGGCACAACCAAGUAGUAAUCUAACUGUUGUGAUCUCAAACUAUACAGGAAAUAAGUCACAUAUUUCUUUAUUUUUUUCAUCAAAGUGUCAAUUCAGAUGUUCGAAACAACACCAUGCUCAGAAAGCGUUGAAAGUGCCUGUUACAUGAACAAAACAUUUUUUUUUAACAUGCUCUACAGAACUAGUUUGUUUACCUCCAAAGAAAACUGCAUUUUGAUUAGAAAACAGUGACUCUGUUUGCAUUUAGAGAUGACUAAAAAGAGCAGAUUUAAUGCAAUCAGAAGCUCACUUUUACCCGCUCUCACAGGAAUAUACAUUCACUUUUCCCUGCACUCAGCUCAAUUAUUUAAUCAGUCGAUAAGUCCCGCUGUUACAAAGUUGCAUAUGACACCAAAAAAAGACACCGUUGAUGAGCAUAAAAAUAAAGAAGGGUGGGGAAGGGGGGGGGGCAUAUGGGGAGCUAAACACAAUCAGAUGGCAGACAUUCCCACUCUUGAAAAAUGGCAGUGCUUUGGAGCUUGCAUGAACUAUUGAUGAGGUGCACAUGGCGCACUGGGGUCUGGAUUUGUGUUCACCAAAGUCAACCAGCCGUGAGUGAUGAGCUCGACUGACACUGUUGCACAUUCUAAAACGAUUAAACUGCCACCACAUCAACAGCGAACCAUUUAUCUCCUUAGUGGAUUUUUAACACGUCCAUGGGUGUGUUUAAUUUUCGACAUUCACAGGAACGCACUCUUGUGUGUUUUGUGUGUUCAUCCUUCUGCUGAAAUGAAGAUGGACCGUUACGUUUGUGUGUAUGUGUGGGCGUGUAUGUGUGUGUGCGCACAAGUGUGUGCGAAAUAAAAAGGAUUGCGAUUUUAUACAGAAAUACUUUGAUCCACAGAGUUCAGGCUUUGUCAGAUGUGGUCACCUCUACAGUAUGUGUGCCAAUAAGAUUCAAACCAUCCCAACAUUCCUUUCCACCUUUCUUCCCCAAUUUUAGAUCCUCCACAGAUCAUACAACUAAUAUACAGCAUCCUGCACCCCCCCUCCCCCAAAAAACCCCUUAACUUACACAACCUAACUUUUUUUCAGUUGUCUGUUUUGAAUAAAUAUAUGCUUUUUUUGUCUUUUAUACUGUCUUCUAACAAGUUCACUCCACACAUGUUUUUUGUCAUUUUUUUUUUAAACCCCUCCUCUCCAUGCAAGGACGUUUUAGCGAGUACUGUACAUGUAUAGUGAAGUGGGAAGUGGGCGGGGUUAAGAUGAGAAAUGCAAUUGUUAAUUCCCCUUUGAAAAGCAUUAAGAUGUAUUUAAUGGUGCAGACAUACACAACAAAUUACUAAAAAAAUGAUGCAUUCUUGUAGAAAUAUUUUUAAAAGACCCUUUUGCAAUUAAAUUAUUUAAGAAAUGUGA
This is a messenger RNA of Labrus bergylta (ballan wrasse), 8066 nucleotides long. Its product is annotated as ephrin type-B receptor 3. The record is from RefSeq and is a predicted model, not a curated record. Lineage: Eukaryota; Metazoa; Chordata; Actinopteri; Labriformes; Labridae. Gene Ontology annotation, biological process: protein phosphorylation; axon guidance; ephrin receptor signaling pathway. Gene Ontology annotation, molecular function: protein binding; ATP binding; transmembrane-ephrin receptor activity. Gene Ontology annotation, cellular component: plasma membrane; dendrite.